Molecule: messenger RNA, 93 nt
Organism: Linum tenue
Lineage: Eukaryota; Viridiplantae; Streptophyta; Magnoliopsida; Malpighiales; Linaceae
Source: the annotation of a GenBank genome assembly
AUGGAUUCUCCAAAGACGUACUCCUCGAUUCCGGUGGAUUCGGAAAGGUCUACAAAGGCACGCUCGCCGGAAACGGGGUGGAGAUCGCGGUGA